CGGAAUCGUCUAGACUUGAGCCCUCCCUCUCGGAAUUCGCGCUGCAGUAGAGGGUACUUGAGACUCUGGCGAUGUGAUCCGAGCGGCGAUAUUCGCGGGCGCGGGAGUCCACUCGCUGCAUCCCUCUUGCUCCCGACUCGCGGCGCGCGGCGAGCGGCGCUCGGCGGGCGGGAGGCGCCCGGCGUCACUCACGUCGACUCGGUCUCCUCGGUCGUGUGUCCGAACCUCUCCUGUCCGCGACGUGCGAUCUCUCCGAACCCUACCGGUACUAACGUACACGCCGCGUCCUAGACGCGACUCUUAACAACAUAUCCCUAGCGCUUAACCCUUCACAGACCCGUUAACCUGGGCUCCGUAGUAACAGUCAGUAUUCUUUCAAAGUUCUUGAGUUUCAAAGUUUUCUCUGUGUUGCGGACUAUCUAAAUAAAACGCGUCCGCGUUAAAACUUUAAGGGCUUGUGUCCUGCCGUAAAUAAAGGAUUAUUUGGAUUGACGGAAAGUGUCUGAACUUCUGAAGUGAAGCGAGCUGCCUUCGCGUUUCAUUUGCAUCUGUCAAACAGGUACAGUUACUUCAUUUUCUACGCUAGGCAACUGGCCAGUAAAUCACUUCUACAGAUUGUUGGUACAUCGUAACAAAGAAAUCAUCGUUGAGAUAAUAUUGAAUGCAGCGUUAAAUCUGUGGCAUAACGCAGAUUUUCCUGAAACUAUAACACGUGAUCUAGCUGAAGGACAUUGAAAUCUUACCUUGCCUGCAGUGCGUGCCAAGAGCCCCCGAGUCCCAGCCAUUAGAUUGAGUGGAGUGCCCCCUGUCUGCCCACACGUAGCCCCGCCGCCACUAUUCCGCGCGACACGGAUACUUCCAGCAUGGAACUGGAGAAAGCCCCCGCUCUCCAUGAGGAGGACUCAAAAGUCACCCUCACCAUCAGACUGAUUAUGCAGGGGAAGGAAGUUGGCAGUAUUAUUGGGAAAAAGGGAGAAAUUGUCAAAAGGUUUAGAGAAGAAUCAGGAGCAAAAAUCAAUAUAUCAGAUGGAUCGUGCCCAGAACGCAUCGUCACAGUCACCGGCAACACAAGCGCUAUAUUUAAAGCCUUCACACUCAUAUGCAAGAAAUUUGAAGAGUGGUGCUCUCAGUUCAAUGAAGGCGGCGGCGGCGGGUCGCGCGCGCCCAUCACGCUGCGGCUCAUCGUGCCGGCCUCGCAGUGCGGCUCGCUCAUCGGCAAGGGCGGCUCCAAGAUCAAGGAGAUCCGCGACGUCACCGGCGCUAAUAUCCAGGUGGCGAGCGAAAUGCUGCCGAAUUCAACAGAAAGAGCCGUAACCAUCAGCGGGACGUGCGACGCCAUCACGCAAUGCAUUUAUCACAUCUGCUGUGUCAUGUUAGAGAGUCCGCCGAAAGGUGCCACAAUUCCAUACAGGCCAAAGCCCAACGUCGCCGGGCCGGUCAUCCUGGCAGGAGGGCAGGCUUACACCAUCCAAGGAAACUAUGCGGUGCCUGCUCAAGACGCGGUGUGCGCGCCGGUGUUCCCCCUGCUGGAGGUGAAGCCGCCGCUGGUGGGCGCGCUGCCGCCGCACCACCUGCUGCCCGCGCCGCCGCUGCACGAACACCACCUCAUGGGAGGCCUGGCCAAGUCGCCGCUGGCCGGCCUCGCGGCGCUCGGGCUCGGCGGCCUCGCGCCCACCAACACCGGGGGCCUCAACCCGGCAGGUAUAGGCAAAACACUGGCAGCGUUGGCGGGCUCGCAGCUCCGCACGUCGAACCAGUCCCGCAACCAGCCCGCCACCAACCAGCAGUCGCACGAGAUGACCGUGCCCAACGAGCUUAUCGGGUGCAUCAUCGGCAAGGGCGGCACCAAGAUCGCCGAGAUCCGCCAGAUCUCGGGCGCCAUGAUCCGGAUAUCCAACUGCGAGGAGCGCGAGGGCGGCAGCACGGACCGCACCAUCACCAUCUCCGGCAACCCCGACUCCGUGGCGCUGGCUCAGUAUCUCAUCAACAUGAGUGUGGAGCUUCAGAAGGCGAAUCUAGAGGGCUCCGGCAGCGGCGGCGGCGGCGGCGCCGGCCCCAGCGCCAGCCCGCUGGCGUCGGCCAUCCCGCUGGCGCAGCUGCUCAGCAAGACGGGCGCGCUGGGCGCGCUCAGCAGCCUGUCGGCGCUGGGCGGCCUCACCGACCUGCUGGCCGGCGCCGCGCCGCCGCCCGUGCAGACCACCGGCGUGCACCGCUCCCACAAACCCUUCAACCGCCGCAGCGACGACGAGACCCCCACCAAAACCUCCAAAGAGCGGAACAAAUACAACCCCUAUUAGAAUGCCCGGUUUGGAUCUCGUCGUUGCGGCUCGGUUGCACGCCAGGAUUAGGAUUGUUCGGCUUUAGGAUAGCCGUCGGCGGUGUAGACGUUCGAUUUUGAACUUAGUUUUUCGUUGUUGGAUUCUAGGGUAAAAUACCAUAUUACGGUUUUCAAUAGAGAAUAUUACGCAAAACUCUGCGUUGGGGGCGCCCCUAGUGCAAACUGUAAACAAUCCGCUCAAUGCAUCAAUGUCAUUCUUUCGUUACAAAUAAUCUGGAAAACUUGUUAAAAAACUGUUUAGGACAUAGUAUAAGUUACUCUAUGGUUAACGGUUUGUGCCAGUGACUGCCUCUGGUGACAGAACAUUGCACUUUCGCUUCAACUUUAGCGUCCUAGACAGUAAAUUCAAAUUACUGGCUAUAAAUCAAUGCGCUGCAGCGUUAAUUUAGUCGGUACAUGCUGUAAACAUGAAAUGAAAAACUCAGUUUAAAACCGAAUGUAGUCCAUACGCUGGACUUUUCGUAGUCGAUUUAUUAGGGACGACGUGAAGCUUUCGAACUAUUUGACUUAAAUCACUCCAAUAUCAGACGUAACCGAGGUUACUAGAACUGACUAAAUCAUCAAUCAUUCGAGAAUACGUCAAUAUUUAAUUUAUCUAAAGAACUAAUAUGUUCGCCACUGUAUAGAAAUAUGUGUAUAAAAUCGGACUUCCCGAAACUAAAUUCCAGAAAUCAUUAUACGAUUAGGUUAAGACGUGUCAAAAUAAUUUAUACGUCACAUAAGUUGGCUAACGGAGUUGAUAAUCAUGUAAUUAUAACUAAUUGACGAUGACUGACAUUCAUGAAAUUAACAAUGGAUGCGUUUCUUUACGAUUCAAUUCGUAUUUUUUGCUUGUAAGUUUAAUAUUAGUUUUAUCGUUUUAGGCUUCAUAGUAAUAACACAGAUUAUCUAAUACUAUUGCAGUCUAACAUGAAUGGAACAUUAGUAACAUGCAUUGAACGGCGAAAUCACUUUAAAAAAUACAUUACGUCACAGUCAACCAUAUAGUAAUAUAUUGGGAACGUUUUAUGAGUGGUGCCUGCUAUAGUAUUGCAUAAUCUUGAUAUGUUUUAAACCAAAACACACAGUUGCAUUUACGAAAUAACAAUGUGGUUGUAAAGUAAUCGGCAAACGUUCUUAGUUUAUUUAAGAUCCACUAAUGGAUUUAAAAGUACUCAUAAGGUACAAAUAGGGUUGUCUAGUCGAGUGAUUAUUUGAUUAUUUUCUUAUGAAAUCGGCUUAUAUUGUCAAAAUUUAAAGUGUUCGCGUAAAAACAUUCAACGUUCAUUACUAAUGUCAUUUAUUUACAAAAGGGUCCAGAAUAUUUGUGCCAGAACUCAAAACUGUAUCAUUGAAAAAUUAAAGUGUAUCGUUUUACAGUAAAAUGUAUAUUUGCUUGAUAAGCAGUUAUUUGUGUAAGGAUGCAAGGUGAGAAACUUCUUUACCAACUUCCGGACCGGCUUACCUGAAAACGACAUUCAUUGUCAACAUUUCAUUGACCACACCUACUGCUAUUAGCUAAAUUAUUAUAAUUUAUUGUCGUACCAUAUAAUUAACAAAACACCGUUUUAAAUGCUCAGCAUUUUACUUCAGUUAGUUAAAAAUUUCAUUUACAUGAAUUUUAUUCUUCGGGCCACAUGAUUUUCUCCGUUCGGAACAUGGGUGAGAACGGUUUAAGUUCAUGUUCCGUAUGCCGCAACCAUUAGUAUUGGUAAAAAAAUAUAAAAGUGCUAAAUUUUGGUAUACUGCCUCGAUAAACAAUUAAUCGUAUGUAAUUAUGACAACUAUCGAUAACUAGGGAUCGUGACAAUAGUAGAAAAUACAUAGAUGCUUAAAUUAUAAUUAUUCUAUCGGAAAUACAAUGCUUCGCGUAUGAAAGAUUGUACAUAUUUCUAUUUGAAUAAAUACAGGGUGUCUAGCAAAAACAUCAAACUAUACUUCAGAAUUACUCGCUUUUAGAUAUUGGACUAAUUAAACAACGUCGGAUAGAUUUUAAACAUUUCCGGAAAGCAACAAAGUUUUUUGAGAAGUAUUUUUGAUGGGCAUUGUAUUGUAUAGUUGUUUAAAACACGAAAUCGUAAUACUGUGUUGUUUUAGAAUACACAACGUUUGGCUCGUUUGUUUGAUACCUGUAGUUAAAGUUAGAAGACUUGUAGGUAUAUGGUGUCGUGUUACUGACUCUUGACAUUGUAAACAUUGCCAUUCGAAGAUUGCAUCACUGCCACUCGGGACUGAAAGCGCUUUGCCAUUUUCAACCGCGCGCGGCCGCGUUACGAGUAAAAUUAAAACGAAUUAAUUGUAAUCAGACACUUUUACUUUACGUUAUUUCGUUAAUAUCUAUUAUUUUUUUACUUGACUACCUACGGCAAAUCAAGGAGGAAGGGUGAUGAUCUUACGUUGGAUAAUUUACUGUCGUAUGUUAGAACAUACGACAACAACAACAACGAAUAUAAAAACAGAUCUCACCUGUGCCGUACGCCUUUUAAUAAAUCUAUACCCCACCCUAGUAGACCCUAGUGUCAAAACUAUUCAAAUUUUGAUUCAAACGAUAGUACUCAAAAUAAAAUAAAAUAGAUUUAUUAAAAGGCGUACGGCACAGGUGAGAUCUGUUUUUAUAUUGCCGAUUAGUGGGUAUCAAACACAGGUUGUUGUAGUACCAACUGGUAUAAGGAACUUUAGUAAGUUAAGUUACAUAGAAGUUAGGACUACUAAUUGCAAAAUAACUUAGUUUAUAAAUGAUGGGAAAGCGCUUUUUUGUUUGGUGUUGAUGUAUAUUCAGAUGCGAUGUAAUUUGAAUUUGUACAAUGUUUAACUAAAUUCUACAGUAUUGUAGUUAGCGCUACUUCUGCGAAUUUUGUCUCUAUUGAUACUUGCACAGUAGGUGGUAGAUGUUGUGUAUUUGUACCAGUGGGCGAGGUAAAGGCAAACAGAUUCGCCUAGCAAAAGUAAUUUGCCUUUACGCUGCCUUUCAUUAGUUAGUGCAAAAUUAAAAUCGAGGUCCAAUGGAGUGUUUGUACGGUACUUGUAAUUCCGCCGCCGAGAUCAGUUUUAUUUGUAAUGAUAAAUCAUGUUAUUUUUAAGGCACUUAAUUAACGUUUUUCAUAUCGUUUCAGGAAUUAUAUUACUCGCUAGAAUCGUUAAGUAAAAGUGUAUUGUUACAAGUACAUAUUUAAUAAAAAUAAUAAUAAUG
This is a messenger RNA of Cydia pomonella (codling moth), 5507 nucleotides long. RefSeq names its product poly(rC)-binding protein 3 (gene mub). Bases 864 to 2297 code for a protein of 477 amino acids. Gene Ontology annotation, biological process: regulation of RNA metabolic process; regulation of gene expression. NCBI's taxonomy places the organism in Eukaryota, Metazoa, Arthropoda, Insecta, Lepidoptera, Tortricidae. Gene Ontology annotation, cellular component: cytoplasm; nucleus. The transcript is spliced from 16 exons. The record is from RefSeq and is a predicted model, not a curated record. Gene Ontology annotation, molecular function: mRNA binding.